Messenger RNA from Dermacentor andersoni, 4764 nucleotides. Its product is annotated as centrosomal protein of 104 kDa. NCBI's taxonomy places the organism in Eukaryota, Metazoa, Arthropoda, Arachnida, Ixodida, Ixodidae. Gene Ontology annotation, cellular component: cilium. The record is from RefSeq and is a predicted model, not a curated record.
AAAAAGAAAAGGAAAGUUUAAAACUGUUUUUUCGUUCCACAUUCGCUUUCAGCAAACUGGUAGACUGGUUCAGCGAGGAAUGCAGCAGGGCGGCACACAUAAAAGAAGCAGAGCACGCAGAGAGCGGUCGCCUAUGCGCCGUCGCUAGGGGCAGCGGAGUGGGAUUGGCGGUGUGGGUGAAAGGGGUUCGUGAGAGGAAAACGGAAGAGUACUACAACCCCCUGGCAACCGUCAGCCUAGAGAAGAAGAAAAAAAGAAGAGAGAGAGAGGGGGGGAGAGAGAUAGAAAGCGCGUCGCGCGGGGCGCACUACAAACGGCGGCGGGACGGACGACCAGUGGACGCGCGCCGUGCUGCAGUUUGGCCGCAGCGACGCUGGGGCUCGGGUGCGGUGCGGUGUGGUCAACGCGCCGCCAGUGUUGAGGGCGCACCGCAGGAAUGCCUCCUGCUGACGGCCGCGCGACUCGUGAACGUGGUGACGACGUGCCACUCGGUGGUGACGCAGUGCCCACGACGACGACGGCGGCAUCGUUGUCGUAGCAGUGGGUUUGUAAAGGAAAGAGAGCUGUCGCUGGGGUCGCAUCUCAGCGAUGCCGCGCAAGAUCAACUUCAGCGUGGUCCAAGUUAGCGCCGAGGACGAGAACUUCCCCGCCUCUGAACUGAACCUGCACGGACCGACCGUCAAGGGAUGGCUCUCCAAAAAAUAUUCAACAUACCCACAAGAGAUUGUUAUACAGAUGGAGACCAAAUGCCGCAUUUGUCGCAUCCAGAUCCUUUCCCAUCAGUACUGCAUAGCCACCACAAUCGACAUCUACGUGGGCAACGUCCCCAAAGGUCUCGACGUGGCUCUCUACAACGCCCGGUGGACUCAUUUAGGGGAAGUCUCCUUGGCGGACAACUUGCACUCGGAGUACAAGUCACGUGAGCUGAAGUCCGUGCUUGUGGACGCCAUUGGGGACUUUGUCAAGUUUCUUAUCCACGCGAAUCACGUGAAUAAGUACAACGUCUACAACCAGGUCGGAAUCGUUGCGUUAAAUGUCAUAGGGGACGACGUGCAAGGACUAGACGGUUCUGAAGAAGACGAAAAAACCACGUGGCAAACCAUCAUCAAGAGGAACGAGGAGAUCUCGCCCAUGGACGACCUAGCCUUCGACAUGUACGUGGAUACCGAGGUGGCGCAGAUACUGCGAAAGCUCGAGGCCAAGAAGAGGGACGCCAUUGCCGAAGAAAGGUUCGUAUUUGCCAAGAAACUGAAGAACGCAGUCGUGGAGCUUCAAAAGGUGGGCGAGAAGCUGGGCAAGAUGGUGAUCGAGAAGCAGAUGGCCGUCGAGAUGGAGGAUUUUGACCGGGCGCGCCAGAAGAAGCAGCACAUCGAGGAGUACCGCCUGAACGCCUACGAACACCUGCGGCUGCCCGAGCUCAUGGAGAUGGAAGGGUACAACCCGGAGCGGGACUCGGCGCUUCCAGGUACGUUUACGCAAAAACAAUCGAACCGGCUUGCCGUCGAACUUGUCUGCUCAAGUGGCCGCGUCGCAGGGCCUGUACCCCCUCCCGAGAAAGUGGGCAAAGGCCUGCACGUGAGCAUGGACCCGCAGCUGGAAGGGUCAGGGCCGGGCCGCCACGCGGGACCCACCGAACAGCGCGUGGUGUCUCAGCAGCAGCAGCAACAGCAGCAGUCGGCGGCCCGGCCGACCGCUACCAAGGCUCCCAAGAACUCGUACCUCGCACUCGAGAACAGGCUUGUGGCUGGAGCGCGCAAGGUGGAAAGCGAAGAAGACGGCAAAGAAUUGGUCUUGGGUCGGAUGUCGUUGAGGGACCGCCAAGAGGCUGCUCUUCCUAUUGAAGUCUUUGGACUACGGCUGGUGCAGAAGCUGUACUCCAAGAACUUCAUUCAGCGAGAGGAGGCCUUCAAGGAAAUUCAGCGAUUCCUGGAGCGGUACAACUCGCGCCGCAGCCGCCACUCGGCCGAAGACGUGCUCAAGGCCGUGACUUUUCUGCUUCGUAGAGGGGCCCGGGACAAGGUGCUCUCGGUGUUUAUACAGGCCUUGAAUUUGAUGCAGGCAUUGUUCACGCGGUUCACAAUUGUCCAGCGAAUAUCGAAAGGAGACGUGACCGCUGGUAUAAACAAGACUGUUCCGCGGAUUCUCUACCGCACAGGUGACACCGCCCCCAGAGUGAAAUCUGUAGCCAUCGACUUUCUUCUUGAAAUGGGCGACUACGAGGAUGUUAAGGCUGUUCAAGCGAUGCUCCACAUCAUCCUCCGACCUUUCCCCGAGUCAACAAAUCCAAGGCUUGCUCAGGGUCGCUGCGAGCUUGUGGAGCAGCUUGUAGCGAGGUUUCCGCCCUUGAGCCAAAGCGAUCCACUGUUCGAGCACAUGAUGGCGUUUGCCAUCCGAGCCCUGUCUCACCCGUCACUACAAGUACGCGAGGUGGCUGAGCAGAUUCUCCUUUCGCUUUACCGGCUGCUGGGUACGCCUGUGCGCCAGUGCCUCGUUCCCGAGUCCACAAAGACCUCUAGGAACUUCACAUACAAGAAGGUCUUCGAAGAGUUCGAGAAGAUUGACAAGGAGCCCGGGAGCGCCCAGCGACCGCCACGGCGGCAGCGGUCAGCGUCGGCUGACAGCCCCAGUUCGGGCUCCGGCCGCCGGGACUUCGUGAAGGAAGUUGCCGCGCCGUCCAGCCGGUCACUACAGGAGCUACCCAAGGCAUCGCAGCAGGAUCAAUCGACACUCAACUUGGACAAGAUGUGCAUGUUCUGUGAAGAAACCAACGAGAAAUUCAACGCGGAGACUCUCAACUACCACUACUGGACGGAGUGUCCCAUGCUUAUGCUCUGCUACAACUGCAAGCAGGUCGUGGAAAUCUCUGGACUCACAAGGCACCUCCUUGAAGAAUGUGUCUCUCGCAGUCAAUAUAGGCUUUGCAUCCGCUGCAAGGAAGCGAUCGCCAAGACCCGCUUUGACGGACACGUCAAGCUGAAAACAUGCGUCCUGGCCAAGCCUCCCCAUCAGGCCAAUCACUGUCCACUUUGCCACCAGAACUUCGCACCAGGUGACGACGCCUGGAAAGUGCACCUCAUGAGUGAAGUGGGCUGUGCGUUCAACCCGAGGAGGAGGAACAAGUUCUUCCGGUGGCGUUCCGGUUCGGUUUGGGAGCCCGAGUACAGUGUGACAGUGCCGGACAGCAUGGCCGGGAAACUGAAGAUCCUAGGUGCGCUGCCACCCGAGUACCGCCAGUACACGUUGCACCACUCGCGCAGCAAGUCAGAGCCAGCGCCAGCCAAACGCAGCUCUGGCACACAGACCAACGACGAAGACGACGAGCCCAAGGCCCAGUGACGGAAGCCGCGGCGUUAAUUAUGCAAGACAGCUGCGCGUCCGGACGGCUCACGGGACCUGUUGUCAUAUUUGUAGGCUAGAUAUCUCCAACGGGUGGACAAAUUGCGCUCUUUACAGCAUUAGCAAGUGAAGCCGUGUGUUGGUUUUCAAUUAUAAGGUGUCUUACAAAGGAAAUCAGGUUAAAGGAAGGCUAUCGGGCGUGGUGGACGUUUCCCGGCGAUGUUUAUUCACUGUAGAUGGAAGGAAAAGAAAGAAGAGGCAGAUGGAACAGAGCAGGGGUUUCGUUCUUUUAUGGCGACAUUAAAACGCGUAGGCACUUUUAACACAUCCUGUCGGUCCCACGGAUGGAUUAGCCAGGCCAGUAGCAGAGAACAACGAAUAGGUGACGCAACUCGUUCUAUUUAUCGCCAUGCCAACGACCAUGUGUCCGCAGUAAUCGGUUUUUCUACUUGAUCAACAAACACUGCAUCUCGCACAUUUUCCCGUAGGCACCUCUCCUACUUUGCUUCCGAAGCCAACAGCAGCGUUUAGCACACGAUGGUUCUUAACACAGAGUUGGUGCAACUCUGUACACCUGCUGCUGUGAACGUUGCACACCGCCUUUUGUAAUCGUUCACCUUGCCCGUUCGACUACUGCAGUAGAAACAAACGUAGGUCUCAUAAGAUGAUCUAACUGCCAUGAAGAAUAUCGAAGGAAGCAUUUUUGCGACGGCGAGCAGCUAAGUAUAUAUUGUUCGGUCAAGUGGUGAAGACGUUCAGAUGCCGUGUUCAUCUUAUCGCGCACAAUAUUUUAGACGGGUGUCUUAUAAAAGACGUUCCUGAUGAACCACUGAUUCCUUCCUUCGCGCCUUCUCAGGAAUUGUCUCGACAACACAACGGCAGCCGUUGCCACGAUUCGGCUUGAACCUAAAAAGGCUUUUGCUGCACGUUUUGCUCGACACCCAAUUUCUUCUUCGCCAAAAAGGAAAGACGAGUGUAAAAGCAAGAACAAUAAUAUAAACGAUUCUACGCACGAGAAAUGAACUACAGCCGUCUUAUAGUCGUUUGUGCAGACAAUAGGUCGUUAGGGCAGUGGUGAGGAUAACGCUGCUUAAUUUAUAAAAGAGGUAUGUCAACGCAUCUUGUAAAAAUGAACCCCAAACAGAGAAAAUGUUACAAAUACCACGCGUCCUUUGUUAACAUUGUCGCGUUGAGGUGUCCACGGCCGUCACAAAUUUGAUUUGCGAUUUUCAACGACUUAGUGAAAAAGAAAAAAAGAAAAUCAUGUUUUUUUAAAAAAGCAGUGCACAACUUUGUUUAAAGGCACAUAUGUUCUGCGGAAUUAUAAAAGCUGGGAAAAAAGUUAGUUAAUACAUUACACAUGUAGCAAUUAAAAAAGCAAUGUGAUAGCUGUGUCGCACUGUCAUAAAGAAUGUGAUUAUCUGUCCA